AUGAUGUGGUGUUUGGACUCAACAGAUGACAUUCAUCACAUCACCGAAGAUCUGAUCCCAAGAGUGAGAGAUUACGAGACAAUGUCAGCGACUGAGACGACGGUCACCGCCGGUGCGGAGGAGGAGGAAGGGGUGUCGGCGGCCACUAAUGGGCUAACGCUGACCAUUAAGUGGAGUUCUCAAGAGUAUGCCAUCGAUUCCGUGACCACCGAUGACACCGUACGGGACCUAAAAGAGGCCAUCUAUAGGAAGACAGGCGUCAAACCCGAGCGCCAGAAACUCAUGGGUCUGAAGGCCAACGGAAAGCCGGUGACCGACGCGACAGAGUUGUCGAAAGUG
Messenger RNA from Medioppia subpectinata, 339 nucleotides. The record is from the annotation of a GenBank genome assembly. NCBI's taxonomy places the organism in Eukaryota, Metazoa, Arthropoda, Arachnida, Sarcoptiformes, Oppiidae.